This is a messenger RNA of Hipposideros armiger (great roundleaf bat), 576 nucleotides long. RefSeq lists its product as uncharacterized. The record is from RefSeq and is a predicted model, not a curated record. Bases 1 to 507 code for a protein of 168 amino acids. Lineage: Eukaryota; Metazoa; Chordata; Mammalia; Chiroptera; Hipposideridae. The transcript has 4 exons.
AUGACCAAAUCAGAAUAUAGGAAAUGCAAAGUCCUCUACAACUCUCAGCUGUUAUUCCAACACCGCCUCUACGCAGACCUGGAGACCAUCCUAUACCACGUGCACCUCUUCCAGCCGCUGUCACAGCUCAUGAAGCACACCGCACUCUAUGUUCGCAAUGCCGUGCCACAGGAGGCCUCCCAGGCCCUUACCAGGAUCCACUGCAUCUGCCAUCACAGCACCAAGCUUAAGGAGGUGAUCACAAGAGAUCUGCUGCCUUCCUCCACCAUGAUCAAAGACCUGAGCCAAGAGUUUGGGUUGCCCAUCUCACAAGAAGAAGUCACAGAUAGAAAAUUUUUGGCCAUGUCACCUCUUCCUGCCCCCAAUCUUGAGGACUUCCGAGGUCGGAAUUCCACCCUCACUUAUGAAAUCCUUGCCCACCAAGAGAAGUAUCUACAGUGGUGGGACACUAUGAUGCUGAAGAACAAGGGCCAGAAGCACAGUUUGAUCCAGGUUUUUUUUAUAUAGUACUAUCCUUUCAGGCAUCCCAGAAAGACAUUGUUUUACCUUCUAAAAUGGCUCAACCUAAAAUUUUAU